Messenger RNA from Aricia agestis (brown argus), 3670 nucleotides. RefSeq names its product serine/arginine repetitive matrix protein 5 (gene Srrm234). The record is from RefSeq and is a predicted model, not a curated record. NCBI's taxonomy places the organism in Eukaryota, Metazoa, Arthropoda, Insecta, Lepidoptera, Lycaenidae. The transcript has 11 exons. Gene Ontology annotation, molecular function: mRNA binding. Bases 251 to 3448 code for a protein of 1065 amino acids.
UCGCGUCGCGAAUUGCGAAUAAUGGCUAGAGAAUACAAGAGCGACGAGGGUGUCGUUGGGGUCCGGAAAGCUCUGUUUGCGCAGGGUGCGCGCGGCUGCGUACAUCCUGUUGUGUCGGCAGUAGCGCCGCCGGCCCGCUCCCGGCCGCUACCAUGUAGCUCGCCCCACGAUGUCCGCCACCUAGUCUUCCAGCGGCCAGCCGCACUAGUUUUAAGAAACGAAGUCUUCCAUUAGGUUAAGUUUAGAUAAGAUGCACCGUGGUAGAGCGGCGCGCCGCGAGAACGAUAGGGUCGUGUUCGAACGCCUCUGGCGGGGCUCCUUCCAAACGGUGGUGGGGCAGCGACAACCCCGAGCCUCCUCCCACGAUCCGAUCAUGCAGCCCACGGUGGCGGACGCAUUAGAGCCGGCCCUCAGGACUCUCCUGUCCGGGCUCCGCGGCUGCUGCUGCAGGUGCAGCUGCGCCCAGAGGCAGCACGAUAACGAUUUGCAGGUCUGUCUCCCCGACGAUCGGAGGAAAGCGAUGCGGUCCGUGAUCAGCGUACGUGAAACGCACGCAGUGGCCGAAGCUCAGCAGGAGAAGAAUGCGAGGCUUAGAGACGCUUUCGGGAUAUCCCCGAGAUUCGUGGAGGGGACCAGCUUGGACCCCGAGCGAAGAGCCAGGGAGGAGGCGCAACGAUAUCCGUUAGUGAGGACGCCCAGCCAUGAGCGGGAGGAACGGGAAACGCAUGUCGCCAAGAAGAAGAAGAAGCGAAGUGCUUCUCCAGAAGCAAAGAAAUCAAAGAAGAAAAAGUCUAAGAAGAAUAAGAAAGAGAAAAUGCUGACUCUACAAUUAUCCAAAAGUCAAAGAAAAAUUUUAUGGAGUUACCUACAUAGGCAGGAAUCCAGCAAGAAGAAGAAGAAGCGCUCAAGGUCACCCAACACGGAGAGUUCCAGCAGCUCUGAAGACAGCGAUUCCGGCAGCUCGGACGAUGAGAAGGCUAAGAAGAAGAAAAAGAAAAAAUCAAGAAGCCGACGACAUACAAGCAGCCAGCCAUCAAGUCGGGAGAGCUCUCCAGUAAACAGAAAUAAAACCAAACAAACACAGCAUCGUCCCGAAGUAACUAUUGAUGAAGACCCGAAAAGGAAUAAAGAUAAGGACACCAGGAAUAGAAGACAGGAAGAAGAUGCUAGAAAUUCACAUCUCGGAACAGACAGAAGGCGAGAUGAUCGUAGUCGCUCCGUAGAUAGAAGAUCCCUGAGCUACAGACGAAGAGACGACAGGAGGUCACCAGAAUAUAAACAGAAAUCAUACGUAACUAAAGUCGAUAAAAGAAGGGACUCCCCUAGAGACGAAGAGAAUGCUGCUAAACGGUCAAAACGAGACCGCCAUCGGUCCGUAUCCGAAUCCUCAGAAGAACCCCCGAGGAAAUCUGACAAAAAAGAUAAAACCUCCAAAAGACCAGCUAGCUUAUCGCCCCCACCUGAAAAACGAAGACGCAGGAGUCCGACACCUCAAGACACUAGAAAGAAAGAUAGCUACUACAACAGAAGAGAUGCUUCGGAAGAACGAGGCCGACAAAAGAGAAGAACUCAUAGAUCAAGAAGCGCAUCACCAAAUAUCAGAAACAGACGCGAUGACGAUAGAAGAGACUACGAUAAAUAUAGUCAGAGAAACAGCUCAAGCAACGAUCGGUACAGAGACAGCAGGCGCAGAGACCAAGAGGAUAAACGUAGAAGAAAUAGGAGCUCCUCGCAUGAGAGACGAGAUACUUCUCCUGAACGACGAGAUAGGUCCCCAGCAUCUAAAUACAAGAAAACACACGCGCGUCAGGAGCCCGAAAGAUACUAUAAAAACACAAAAAUGCCCCAAAGAUCUUCCUCGUCUGAACCCGAAUCUGACUCACAGGCAAAACGCAAAGAUACCAAAAGCAAAACAAAACCCAAUAAGGAGUCACCGAUAAAAGAAAAACGGAAACGUAGCCCAGAAGUUGUAGAAACUAGAAAUCAUCAUGAUAGCAGGAGCGAUAAAAGUAAAAUUACUCAAAAACCUAUAGAAGACAAACGUGAAUCUAGUCGAUCGAGGCGCAAAUCGCAGACUCCCGAAAGGUUUAGGCGCAGAUCGCGCGAUAGAUCCAAAUCUUCUAGUCCCGAGAGAACUUCAAGAAGAGACAAACAAAAGAGCGUAUCUCCAAAAAUCAAGAAGAAACCCGAGCGAAGAACGUCCUCACCGAAAGCGUCCAGACACGAUAAAGAUCGCACCGACCAUAGAGAAUCUCAUAAAGACAGAUCGAGGUCCCGAUCCAACCGCCGCAGCCGCAGCACCUCUAGCCUAAGCUACUCCCCCGCUAGACGAAGCCCCGAAAGAUACAAAGAUAUCAUAGAAAAGUUACCAGAAAAAGACAAGCGAAAAUAUAUCAAGUCGCCGUCGGAUCUGAAUCCCAAAAAGAAAAAAACCAAGGAGUUGAUGGAAAACUACAAACCGAAGACGGUCUGCAUGAGAAGUUCGUCCAGCGAAAACGACGAUUCCGAAGACGAGACGGAAUUUCUCAGAUUGGACGAACGCAAUCGUCAAGAGAAACUAGAUAUCAAAUAUCUGACGAAACUCAGAGAGGAGAUGACACAAAUAGCGAAGAACGAGGCAGCAGAGAAAGAGACGAACGGACCGUCCACGUCGAGCGCGGCGAAAGAGAAAGAAAAAGAAAGCCCGAAGAAAGAUAGCAAAGUUAAAGACAGUCCCAUAGUGAUCAACGACAAGUCCAAAUCUCCCGUUCAGAUAAGUCAAAAACUGGAGUCGCCAAAGAAAAGUCCGGUAAAUGUGGAGAGCUCGCCGGAAGUGAAGAAGCGUGCACGCAGCGGUUCGCGCCGCAGUUGGUCGCGGUCGUCGUCGCGACGGUCGCGGUCGCGCAGCAAGACGCGUGGCAAGUCGCGCAGUAAGUCGCGCAGCAAAUCACGCGGCAAGUCGCGCAGCAAGUCACGCGGCAAAUCGUGCAGCAAGUCACGCGGCAAGUCGCGCAGCAAGUCACGCGGCAAGUUGCGCAGCAAGUCACGCGGCAAGUCGCGCAGCAAGUCUCGCGGCAAGUCGUGCGGUAAAUCGCGCUCACGGUCGAGAUCGCGGUCCCAUACGUCGCGCUCCAGAUCCAGAUCGUACUCGUCGUCAAGGCGUUCCCGGUCGUCGCGGUCCAGCUCGUACAGCAGCCGCAGCUCCUCCCGCUCGUCGCGCAGCUCGUCGCGAUCCACACGCUCCUCGAGGACGAUGACGGGCGUGUACGGCGAGUACCGGUCGCGGUCGCCGUCGAUCCCACGCCGCGCCGGCUCGCCGAGCUUCCUCGACCGACGCCGCAUCACGAGUGCACGCAAAAGACCGAUCCCCUAUCGAAGACCGACGCCGUCGUCCGUAUCCAGUGGAAGUUACUCCAGCCGGUCUUCUCACAAGAGUUGGAGCAGAUCACCACGGCAUGAAGAAGAAUAAAUGGUCUUCUGUACACAGGAAGACCAUUCCAGGAUUUUAGGAGUCGUCUGUAAUGUCUAUAGAAAAUGAAGAUUCUGAGAAUCAGAUGCGAUUAGCAUUGGUUUUUUCUACUUUGAUUUAUACUCUUAGUGCAUGGGCGUAUGAGGCCGAGGUACGGGCAGGGGGGGGGGGGGGGGGGGGGGGGCAGCACCUUCAAUACUAUUGUGAGGUACUCAUUAAGUU